Synchiropus splendidus (mandarinfish) is the source of this 2843-nucleotide messenger RNA. It is a transcript of the gene ldhba, whose product is annotated as lactate dehydrogenase Ba. Lineage: Eukaryota; Metazoa; Chordata; Actinopteri; Syngnathiformes; Callionymidae. Gene Ontology annotation, molecular function: L-lactate dehydrogenase (NAD+) activity. The record is from RefSeq and is a predicted model, not a curated record. Gene Ontology annotation, biological process: carboxylic acid metabolic process. Gene Ontology annotation, cellular component: cytoplasm. The coding region runs from base 324 to 1328 and encodes 334 amino acids. The transcript has 8 exons.
UAUUGUGAGGUUGUCAUUUUAACACUGAAAUAGGAAGACCACAGUUCUAUAUUAAAUAUUAUACUUUCUGAAUUUAUUCCUUUUUUUUGUUCUUUAAAUAAAGUCUCGACCCAACGUUGCCAAAUAUCGCGUGCCAGCCAGCGACCUUCAUCACCCCACUCCUCCUCCUCCUCCUCCUCCUCCUCCUCCUCUGCUCCACAUGCUCCGCUAUUCUCUCCAUCUCCCCGCCAGAUCCUGAACCAAGCGCCGAAUACACCUGCUCCUCACUCCGGACCGGAACCGCCGACGCUGCAGCUUCAGAACUAUCGCAAACAACUCUCGUCAUGGCAUCAGUGCUGCAGAAGCUCAUCAGUCCUCUGGCCGGCAGCUCCGCCGAGCCUCCCAGGAACAAGGUGACGGUGGUGGGUGUGGGUCAGGUGGGCAUGGCCUGUGCCAUCAGCAUCCUGCUGCGGGACCUGUGUGACGAGCUGGCCCUGGUGGACGUGAUGGAGGACCGUCUGAAGGGCGAGAUGAUGGACCUGCAGCACGGGAGUCUUUUCCUUAAGACGUCCAAGAUCGUGGCGGACAAAGACUACACCGUCACCGCCAACUCUCGCGUGGUUGUGGUGACAGCCGGAGUCCGUCAGCAGGAGGGUGAGAGUCGCCUCAACCUGGUGCAGCGCAACGUCAAUGUCUUCAAGUCCAUCAUCCCUCAGAUCAUCAAGUACAGCCCCAACUGCACGCUCAUCGUUGUCUCCAACCCUGUUGAUGUUCUGACCUACGUGACCUGGAAGCUGAGCGGUCUGCCCAAACACCGGGUCAUUGGCAGCGGCACCAACCUGGACUCGGCACGUUUCCGCUACCUGAUGGCGGAACGUCUCGGCAUCCAUGCCAGCUCCUUCAACGGCUGGGUUCUGGGAGAGCACGGCGACACCAGCGUUCCCGUGUGGAGUGGUGCUAAUGUAGCUGGAGUGAACCUGCAGAAGCUCAAUCCUGAAAUCGGCACCGAUGCCGAUAAGGAGCAGUGGAAGGCGACACACAAGGCUGUGGUGGACAGUGCGUACGAGGUGAUCAAGCUGAAGGGCUACACCAACUGGGCCAUCGGUCUGAGCGUGGCCGACCUGACUGAGAGCAUCGUCAAGAACAUGAGCCGGGUCCAUCCGGUCUCCACCAUGGUCAAGAACAUGUACGGGAUAGGCGAAGAGGUCUUCCUGUCGCUGCCCUGUGUCCUCAACAACAGCGGCGUGAGCAGCGUGGUCAACAUGACGCUGACCGACGAUGAAGUGGCUCAGCUGAGGAAGAGCGCUGACACUCUGUGGGGGAUCCAGAAGGACCUAAAGGACCUGUAGGCCUCUCAGCCGACUCUCUGACCCACACCAGCGCGACCCAGGCCGGUCACUGGAUACGCACACGCUCCUCCUUCUCUUGCCGGGGUGGUUUAACAAAUGGAUUAGUUUUUAAGUUAUUGAGUUUACCACCAAGCACUUACUGCUGCCACAGUAAGGUGAAGCACAUCUGCUCCUGUGUGUUAGAGUGUCAGUGUUUGUUAGUGUGUGUUAGUGUGUGUUUACGCCAGAUGAAUCCACUGAGCCAAAAGAUUCUUCUUGUAUCCGUGCCAACUCCUGAUCGUGUUCCCUUCCUCCAGCACUGAGCCUGAAACUGACCGUCGUGGCACAAUUGAACAAAAGCACAUUUAAAGCCAUUUUAGGUGCAACAGAUGAAACCGUGGCCAUGUGACCUCGAGCUGCAAUCAUGUGACGCAAUAAAGGUGAAAGACAGUAUUUUGUUUUUAUUGAGAAAUCCUCCUUUUCAAAAUAGAAAAAAAAUGUAAUUCAAACUGAAUUCAAAGUAAUUAUGUUGCAUAUCACUUUUUUGAUAUUUUGUAAAGUUUCCUUAUUUAAACAAUGGUUUUUUUUUUCGCUUUGACUGUUUUUAUUUUAACUAAUUCAUUCAACAAAUUCAUUAUUUUUAUGGAACAGUGAAACUCUUUCUGUUGGGGCCAUGAUGGACGAAAGUCCAAACAGGGAAAAAACCCUUACAAUAUAAAUACACAUUACUGAUAGACAUAACAUUACUGUCUCUAAUUAUGUAGGUUAUAUGUUAUUAUAAUAAUAAAGUACUAUUAUUAUGACCGUUGGGAUAGGCGCCAGCACUCGCCACAACCCUGAACAGGAUUCAGCUGUGGUUAAUUGAAGAUGUAUAUAUGUAUGCAUGUAUGUAUUAUUAUUUAAUAGCUUCAAAUUUAACUUCUAAAAUGUGAGACUUUUCAGUGUUAAGUGAUGAAUUACUAAGUAGCACAUUGUUUGCUGCCAAAAAAAAUGGAAGCAUGAAAAACAUACUUCAGUAGAACUUUAAAAAAACACGCUAACAAGUAAAAAAUAUUUUUACAAAAACAACAAAACAAACAAAAGAAAAAAGGAAUUUGUGUAUUACAAUACAGUAAACAAUAGAAAAAUGUCAAGGGAUACUUGAGUACAAUAGUAAAAUAGUAAUGGAGUUGGAAAAUUCUCAAAUUGAAGAAUAAAUAGAAGUAAUACUCAUGGAGGAGACAAUAUAUGAUUGAAAAAGUAAUAACAUAAAAAUAAUGAAACAAUAUGCCAAAAAUGAAAGUCAAAUAUUAACAAAUAUCUCAAUUUUUUCCCUCACCUGUGAGGUGCAUUUCUCAGGUCAGAUUUACAACUCCUCCCAGUCAAUCUUGGCAUCAAGUCAUUCAAGUGUUCGUAUUGAUUGAAUGUGCGAAAAAUGAAAAUACUCACAUUUGACUCAUUCAGAUUUGUCUUUAAAGUUACAAAGCAAAACAGCUUUAAACUCCCACUUGGGCAAAAUAUGUGAAAUAAUACAAUUAAAAUUUUAUUCAACACCUU